This is a messenger RNA of Gamsiella multidivaricata, 900 nucleotides long. Its product is annotated as RNA polymerase III transcription factor IIIC subunit-domain-containing protein. Gene Ontology annotation, cellular component: transcription factor TFIIIC complex. Bases 141 to 878 code for a protein of 245 amino acids. The transcript has 5 exons. The record is from RefSeq and is a predicted model, not a curated record. NCBI's taxonomy places the organism in Eukaryota, Fungi, Mortierellomycota, Mortierellomycetes, Mortierellales, Mortierellaceae. Gene Ontology annotation, biological process: transcription initiation at RNA polymerase III promoter.
GCGUAAAAUUGGUGGCGCCAAAGAAAGAGUCGCAUUUGUGUUUACGAACCUACAUUAAUCGUGGUCACUGUCGCCCCUCUAUAACGCGUCGCAAGUGCACCAAACAAACCACCUACGACCCGCCCAGGAUCCUUGUAGUCAUGGAGACGACACCAAAAGCAAAGUUUGCCGACAUUCAAUCUGUACCGGACACAAAGAUUUUCUCUGUCGAGUUCCCAGGACAUGUGCAGAAUCUCGACAAAGUCAAGGAAGCCCUAGGAGGAGAUCAGGCCAUAGCGAAUGCAUAUCAUGGAGGGGCACCACUGGACCUUCGGUACAGAAUCAAGGAUCCAUUUUCAAUACCCAUUCAAGGGGAGACCAUCUCGACCCCAAACUUGCUCAUGAAGGCCACCAAAAGAUACAGAGUCAAGCGCCCCCUAGGAACACAACGAUCUCUUCCGCCAUAUCGUGCGCCAACAGAAGCGGACGAACCGUACGAUGAAGACGAAGAACCAGAGUAUCGAUUUGAGAUGGUUGGCGCGAUCCCAAAGACAGUGAGGUUUGGCGGUUUGGCGGAUUAUCAGCAUAUCGUGGAUCCUCGAGACGAACUUGUGCAGAUCAAAUCGGACCUGCAGAAUAUGGAAUAUGAGCAACUCAUUUCCAUCAAGGUUGAUAACACCCAUCCAACCGAGGACCUUUCAACCCUGCAACUGCUACCGCCACCUGCGGUCGCGAAGGCACCAGUUCCCAUGCCAUUCAAAUACAAAGCCAGGGGUCGCGACGAUGAACCAAAAAAUCCACCAGGAAGGCAAUCAAAACGAAAGGCACGUCCGGGCGAACUGGCAACAACUGUCGACUUCCUUAGUGGAAACAGUGAUGAUGAUGAACCUCCAAAAUAAAAGACUUUUGCUUCGAAUGCAG